This is a messenger RNA of Sceloporus undulatus (fence lizard), 1219 nucleotides long. Its product is annotated as zinc finger protein 239-like. Gene Ontology annotation, biological process: negative regulation of transcription by RNA polymerase II. The record is from RefSeq and is a predicted model, not a curated record. The transcript has a single exon. NCBI's taxonomy places the organism in Eukaryota, Metazoa, Chordata, Lepidosauria, Squamata, Phrynosomatidae. The coding region runs from base 2 to 1054 and encodes 350 amino acids. Gene Ontology annotation, molecular function: DNA-binding transcription repressor activity, RNA polymerase II-specific.
UAUGUGGUUUUGUUCUUUUUCAAGCAGGUGGAAGAUGCUGAGUGAGAGUGAGGAGGAGACAAUUCUUCAGGAAUGUCCCAAAGAGGAGUUGUUAUCAGAAAGAUGUGAUGCAAAUUUUUCCCAGAAUCUGGAUCAGGAAGAAGACUGUUUGAGUCAAUGUGAGCUUGAAAUGCAGCCACAAAAGAGGCAGUGUAAAACCUCCCAACGUGAAGAAACUGCCAUUGAUCUCAGUAAGACAGCCAUACAAAAGCCCAUCCUUAAAACAAGAAAAACGUACAAGUGUCCUGAUUGUGGGAAGUGUUUCAAGCGCUGCUCACCCCUCAUAAGACACAGACGAACCCAUACAGGAGAGAAGCCCUAUGUCUGCCGAGUGUGUUUGAAAUGCUUCAGUGAUGGUUCUGCCCUCGUGAAGCACCGGAGAAUCCAUGCAGGGGAGAAACCUUACAGCUGCCCUGAAUGUGGGAAGAGUUUCUCUCAGAGUUCGACCCUUAUUGCCCAUCAGAGAACUCACACUGGAGAAAAGCCCUAUAAAUGCCCUGUUUGCGGGAAGAACUUCAGUGUCAGCUCAAACCUUGUAGCUCAUCGAAGGAUCCACACAGGAGAGAAACCUUAUGAAUGUUCUGUCUGUGAGAAAAGUUUUCUGGUCAGCUCCCACCUUGUCAGGCACCAGAGAAUCCAUACAGCUGAGAAACCAUAUAUUUGUCGGGAGUGUGGUGAGUGCUUCACCCAGAGUUCUCACCUGGUUGUCCAUAAGAGAAUCCACACUGGGGAGAAACCUUAUUUGUGUGCUGUAUGUGGGAAGAACUAUCGUGGGAUCUCAGAUUUCAUAUUGCAUGAGAGAAUUCACACAGGUGAGAAACCAUACACCUGUUUGGAGUGUGGGAAAAGCUUCCGCCAAAGCUCCUGUCUUACCAAACACCAGAGAAUCCAUACAGGAGAGAAGCCGUACGAGUGCCACACAUGUGGGAAGAGCUUCAAUCGGAAUUCACAUCUUACUCGGCACCAGAAAAUCCACACAGAAGAAAGAAAUACCAGGCAGACACUUGUCAAAUAAAUAGCUCUCUGUUUGAAAAUGAGAUUCACUUUUGCCAUUGCCAUACAGUGGAGUGGUCACUCUUGUCAUCUAUCAUUGUAACCUUUGUAACUACUGCCUUGCAACACAGAUGCACCUAAAAGAUUAAAAGAUUUAUCGGGAAUGGGUUCCACUCCUGUACUGUUA